This is a messenger RNA of Amoebophrya sp. A120, 4143 nucleotides long. Lineage: Eukaryota; Dinophyceae; Syndiniales; Amoebophryaceae. The record is from the annotation of a GenBank genome assembly.
ACUUAACUACCUUACAUGCUUCUAUCUGAGUGCAGCAAAAUUCAUACACCUGAGCCUGCGUGUGAUGUAGAUGUUAUGGAUUCGGAUUCCGUCGUUUCUGUGUGAAUAAGAAUAAUUAAUAUCGGUCGAUGUGGAGGAAGGAAGUCCUCGAGGUUGUCAGUCAGGAAUAUUCAUUUUCACUUUCAACUGUGCUCUCUGAAGGAACUAGACAGCCAAUACAGUGUGCUUGUUUGUUCUCGACGUACUUAGCUCGCCUCCUUGGCGCGUUUCCUUAGUUUGUAUGCCUCCUUGACAUUGUCUACUUGCAUUUUUCCACGAUCUCUGUCUACUUGCAUUUUUCCACGAUGGUAUCCACCUCCGAUGAGUCCCAUGUGCGCGGCCGCAUUGCGGCGCCGCUCCUCUCUUCGAGAACAAGCGAAGUUGCAGUCGACUACAAUGAACAAAGGCAAAAGAACGCAUCAUCGCCGCCCAAUCUUCCGGGAAGCAGUAGAUCUGACGAACACCGUAAUUAUCCAAAGUCGCGCACUUCAGCUACGUCAGCAACAGGAGCGCCUUCAUCCACCGCCCCUACCACCACAGGUUGCGUCUGCGAGACGAGUCCCGUUUUGAUCGGUUGCGGACUCGUGAACGGCAUUUUGAACAAUGCGAGUUUUUGCGUUUUGCUCGGCGCGUCGCAGAAGAUGGCGAGCGAUUUCAUGGAAAUCGACAAAGUGUCGCUCCUCACCUGUUUGUCCACCGUGGGUUGCCUGAUCGGCAUUCUGACGAAUGCCAAACUCUGUGUGGGUACCUGCAGCGAGAAGUUCCGGUUGUUGCUGCUGCUGACGCUGGUCACCACCGGCUAUGUUAUGAUCAUCAUUGCCUACACCGCGUUACUGGGCCACUCCGCUGGGUUCUACCUGUGCGUGCUGGGUGCCGCAAUCCUUGGUGGUGCGCAGGCGGCGGGGGAAGUACUGAAUCUAACUUUGUGCAUAUGGAAAGAAAAAAGUUUGUCACAGUCACUAACUUGCAGGUUUUGCAUUACAAAUUUUUUUGGCAUCACAAGUUUUCCUAGUAUUGCAGAAACACUAGGGAAAUCCCCUAUGAAGCUUGGCUGUCAUGCAUUUUUACGCAUGACAGCCAAUUUUGUAUUGCAAAAAUGCGCAUGAGUAAUCGUGACGAACUUUUUUUGUUUGAUAGUGCAAGAGCUUUGUUCCGGGAAUGCUCUCCAGCUGGGGCGCGGGGACGGGGUUGUCCGGAAUCUUUGGUUAUGCAUUGCAAAUAUGUCUGGGUCUGGAAGGUGGUAACCUGUGAUGCUGUCUUCGGAUUCCAAAAAGAUCUGCAUUGCACCACCAGCAGGAGGAGUCCAGUUUGUGCUACGCGGGGAGGGCAUUUCUCAUGCGGUAUAGGCAUCCCAUCAGAAAGCCCUCACAAAAUCUAUGAUGCCAGGGCAUGCAUCACAGACAUCAGUACGCAUGCAAAAUGUGCAUGACAAACACGGCAACAUUCCAGACCCAGACACUUUUGCAUUUGAUAUUGAUCCGACGAUCUACUUGCUUCUGACUUCCGGCUGCGGGUUAAACACGGGGGAGACCGCGUUCGUGUUAAUUGCGUCACUUCCACUCUACUUUCUCUGUUUCUACACGGUGGUCGAGAAGCGGGACGCCCAGCUCGAGUUGCAGCAGUACCGGGACAGAAGGUCCUCUGGCCGGGAGCAUAUACCCGCACCACGACCACAGGAGCAGCUCCUCGAGGACAACUAUCCAAUUGCGAUCGAAACUGUCGCAGCAGAGGUGGAAACCAUGCCAGGACCGCACCAGCAAGAGUCUUCUAGUACAGAUACAGGAGGAAGUACAACAACUUCAGGCUCCUCGUCGUCGUCGAGUAACCAUGAGCCUGAGCAGGCCCACGCCGCGACAGUAGAAGGAUCAUCUGCUGGGACGACUGCAAAUGUGGUGGAGGUAGCUGCAGCCACGACCUCCGCUUUAGUACCAGCAGUGGCUGCUCCUCCUGAAUGCUCUUCAUCAAGGCGAUCUACUUGCGAAGGAGGAACCGAUGAUGUCGCUCCAGUAAGCCUCAACCGUACCAGCAGGACCAGAACUGUUUCAUCUGCGAUAAUUAUCUCCUCACCCAGAACGCCUUCCCCCAUCACCUCACGGCCGCCCGGGCGUACCUCUUCGAAGCCCGAGUUUAUGUCACCCCAGCGAGCGGCUUUUGACGAGGACGAGGCCGAGGUCCAGCCCCUCCCGCUCACUUUGGAGAACUUCAAAAGCGUGAUGCGCGGGCGGUGUCGCUUGAUCAUGGCGAACAUGGUAGCGGUUUAUUCGCUAUCAACUGCAAAAGUAUCGUACUAGUAGUAAUUGCAUUACAAAUUAUUGCCUCAGCAUGACAAAUGGAAUUUGUCAUGCUGUUUUAUCUUGGAAAGGAUAUUUGUCAUGCAUAGCUGCAAUUGGUACGAGUGCGAUACAACUUUUGCACAGAAUAUUCGCUGGAGUACCUGAUCAUGUCCGGAUUCGUGGAUCGCGUCACCCUGUUAUGCAUUGCAGAUAUGUCUGGGUCUGGGGGGUGACGACUUGUUAUGCUGUCUUUGGAUUCUAAAAAAAUGUGUAUUGCAUGACCAGCAAGAGGGAGCCAGUUUGUGCUGCGCGGGGAGGGCAUUUCUCAUGCGGGAUAGGCAUCCGCAAGCUCUCUAAAAAUCUGUGAUGCUAGGGCAACGCCACAGGCAUCAGGGGUCAUGUAAAAUGUGCCUGAAAAACCUUUCAUUCUUCCAGACCCAGACAUAUUUGCAAUCGAUACCUGUGCCCCACCGACAACACCUUUCUCGCGACCAACGCCUUCACCGUGUUCUGGACGCUUUACAACGUCGGCGUCACCUAUGGAUGUGUCAGAGUUGAAAUCCUCGACAAAGUUGAAAUAAUUUGUCAUGCACAUGCAGAAAACGGAUACCGCCUGCAGUUUGUAGUCGGUGCAUGACAAAUUGUCCCGGUCCUGGAAGCGAGUCUGUCAUGCGGUUUAGGGCAAAAGGAAAAGACCUGCCUUCUGGCAUGCAAGUCAGCAGUCCAACUCCUGACCCUUACCAGGACUAUAAUCUGCCUCCCUUGCGUCCUCCGCAAUAGAGUCACCUUUUGUAUCGCAUUUUAUGCAUUACAAGUCAUUUCAACUUUGUCGAUUUCAACUCUGACGCAUCCAUAUCACCCUCUCGCGCGCCUCGGUCGCGCUCUUCCGCAUCCAGAAGGUGUACUAUCAAGAAGAAAAAUCCCCCCUCCCCAUAUUGAAAAGGUAUGUCGCCGAAAAUUUGUGUUGCUGAUUUGAGGUCACAAUUCACAUCUGUCUUGCAAAGAAACAACGGUAGAAGCUUCCGCCAUAUUAUGGAAGCGAUUUGUCAUGCUGUUGGGCCUAAAGGGGAGCCGUUUGUCAUGCUGAACAACUAGACCCAUACGCCCCCACUUAGCCUGGGGAUCUGGCUGCAAUGGCUCCAUGCAAUACAGGGCUGAUUUGUGUACACAAGUCCAGCAUUAGAAGUUCCGCUUUGAUAUGGGGAGGGGGGACUUUUCCUUUCGAUAUGUACCUGCUCACCUUCACGCAACUGGUAAACUGCCUGCUCUGGGGCACGGAGGUGUUCGCAAAGGUGCACCGACAGCUGGCUGAGAACGAUCUCGGGUACUACAUUAUGGCCGUGCACAUCGUUUUCGUCGGCUUCAUGGGCGGUGCCUGCUACAGCAACUGCAUGUACUUGUUCAACACGUCGCCGGACAUCCCAGCGGAGUACCGGGAGCUUGGCCUGAAUAUCGGCUUUUUGUUUAGCAACGUCGGAAUAAUCACGGCGACGCUGCUCGCUCUCCUCCUUGACGCUACGGUAAUGAGCAAAGAAAACCUGUUUCCGCCUGAUGGCACAUGUCCACAAUCAUUUUGAAAGGCCUCACUGGUAAAGUAGGGACAACGUCAACAAGAAGAGAAGUUCUAAGCACGUUCGUAGUUGUGCUGGAAGGACAUGCAUUCCAUGUCGAGGAUGAUUUUUACAUAAACGUCAACUAUUCAAUAUCUUUACAUGAAGAUGAACUCCAUGACCAUGUCAUCUUUAAGUCUAGCCAUACAUCAAAAAUCGAGCUGCAGAAAGGAAGGGGGAAGGCGAUUCUGAUUCCACUUGACUUUUAUACGCGUCAGAAA